Molecule: messenger RNA, 1308 nt
Organism: Ornithodoros turicata
Lineage: Eukaryota; Metazoa; Arthropoda; Arachnida; Ixodida; Argasidae
Product: protein phosphatase 1G-like
Exons: 4
Coding region: 139-1293 (384 amino acids)
Biological process (GO): protein dephosphorylation
Molecular function (GO): cation binding; protein serine/threonine phosphatase activity
Source: RefSeq, a predicted model, not a curated record
UGGUGCACAAGGUGCGCAGUGCACGUGUAAUGGCCGCGUCUGCUUCUUUGCAGCAAUAUUGGCAAUAUUAGUUAGCUCUCCUCUAUGCUAUUGCCAGUGUCUUAAGGCUCGUCAGAAACACUGUAGUAUCUGCACAUCAUGGGAGCAUAUCUUUCUGAACCCGUUACGGAAAAAAUAUCAUCCGAUGAGUCCGGAAAACACAUUUCUUACGGCGCUGCCUCAAUGCAAGGCUGGCGCAUCAAUCAGGAGGAUGCUCACAAUUGUGUCAUCGACUAUGAUGAUGGGGACACAUCGUUCUUUGCUGUGUAUGAUGGCCAUGGAGGAGCUGAGGUGGCCAAGUACUGUGCCAUGCAGCUCCCAGAGUUCAUCAAGUCCCUUCCCAGCUACAAGGAAGGAAACCUGGAGACGGCGCUCUCGGAAGGGUUCCUCAAGUUUGAUGCCAGCCUCGUAACUCCGGAGGUCCUCAUCAAGCUGAAGACGCUUACGGAGACCAACUCUGACGGAGAUCUCUCUGGAGCCGACUCUACGGAAGAAGAUGAGGCGGGAAUGCUGGAGGCAGAGGCAGACAUGCCCAUUGAGCAGGUGCUGGCGCGCUAUGGUGCAAAGGUGGGAAUGAAACGUGGUGCUGGAAAGGGGGAUGAGGAGGACGAUAGUGGUGGAAAGGAGGAAGAAAAAGAAAUGAAGUUGGUGAAUGGUGACAGCUCCGCACCAGAGGAGAAGGAGCAGGAUAAAGCAACAUCACCUCAGGCGCAGAGCUCCUCGACUCGGGAGUCCGCAUCGAAAGCAGAACCUGGCAGUCCGUCCGCUGCGUCGUCAGCUGAGCCAUCCGAGCAAUCUGCAUCCUGUACAGACCAACCCCCAUCUGGCGCAUCCGAGAGCAAGGAUGAUGGAGGUGAGGGGUCAUCGGGAGCAAGUGGAGAGAAGAGUAGACUUCGACGUGCCAAGCCGUACACGGCUCUCAUCAUGGACGAGGAGAUCUCUGACAGUUCCGAGGACAGCUCAGAAUCGUCCCAAGAUGAAGACGAAGAUUGUGCGGAAGAGGAGGCAGAAGAGGAUGAGAAUGAUGACGACGAGGAAGGGCAAGUGCCACUUUUAUGUGAAGCUAAGAAAUUUAACCCUUUGCAACUCAGGUGUGUUAUAGGGGCACUAAAAUGCAAAAACAAGUUCACUUCAAAUUACGUUACACGCUACGUUAAUUUCGUACUUGUUAUCAGAAUUCAGAACUUUGAUUCCGUUACGGAGCUACAAUCGAAAUUAUACCGGACUCUUCCUUGCUUCGGCGCUAAGCAGUGAAUGUCCUUUCAGCUC